Dujonia railenensis is the source of this 711-nucleotide messenger RNA. The record is from the annotation of a GenBank genome assembly. NCBI's taxonomy places the organism in Eukaryota, Fungi, Ascomycota, Pichiomycetes, Serinales, Debaryomycetaceae.
AUGUCAUAUCAAGCUCAAGAAGACACCGGGGUUCCAAUCCAGUUCAAUUCUGACCAAAUACUGGAGCUCUCUGAAAGAAUCCAAGACUUAUCAACAAGAAAAGCGAAUUUCGCAGAUCGUUUAAUCGUUCUUAUAGCUGGUGUUCCUGGGUCUGGCAAAAGCACCGUUGCAUAUAAUGUGUGCAAGGCAUUGAACUCUCAACAACUCAAGACUGAAGUGUUGCCACAGGAUGGAUUUCACUACUAUAGAGAAGAGUUAGGGAAGUUUGAUAACCCAGAGGAGGCAAUUGAGCGUAGAGGAGCCCCAUUUACAUUCAAUUCACGAGCCUUCUUGAACCUUAUCAGUAAAUUGAAUGACCCCACAAAUAAAAACAUCGACAUCUUGGCACCUUCAUUUGACCACAAGCUAAAGGAUCCAGUGGAAGAAGAUAUCCAGAUCUCGGCUGAUACCAAGGUCAUAAUCAUUGAAGGAAAUUAUGUCCUACUUAAAGACCCUAUUUGGUCUGAGAUUAGCCAUAUAGCUGACGAUACUUGGUACGUAGAAGCUUCCAGCGAAGAAGUCCGCCUCGAUAGAAUUAUCAAAAGGCAUUUGGCCGCUGGAAUUGCAAGUACAGUAGAGGAUGCAAGAGCUAGAGCAAUGGGAAGUGACCAAUUAAAUGCAUCGUACAUUGUAGAAAAUUCACAGACUCCUAACGUCAUUGUCAAGAACUGA